Molecule: messenger RNA, 4279 nt
Organism: Patella vulgata (common limpet)
Lineage: Eukaryota; Metazoa; Mollusca; Gastropoda; Patellidae
Exons: 16
Coding region: 102-1598 (498 amino acids)
Biological process (GO): protein phosphorylation
Molecular function (GO): protein kinase activity; ATP binding
Source: RefSeq, a predicted model, not a curated record
GAUUUGUUGACAUCAUGGCUGAAAAUGUGCGAAUUCCAUGAAUAUUAUAUUUCAAAGUCAGGUGUGAAUGUAAAUAUCAGAAUAUUUGAAAUUAUAACAAAAUGGAGAAAUAUGAAAUUCUACAGAAACUAGGUACAGGAGCCUGUGGUGCUGUUUAUUUGGCCAAAGAUAAAGAAAGCAAAAGACAAUUUGCAUUGAAGAAAAUAGAAUUAGAUGACAAGAAGAAAGUUCGAACAAAAGAACAUGUUUUAAAGGAAGCCAGCAUAUUAGAACAAUUAAAGCAUCCACAUAUUGUUGGUUUUCAAGAAUCCUUUUUAGAAGGCAAUGACCAAUUUCUUAUAAUACUACAGGAUUAUUGUGAUGAUGGAACAAUUCAGGAUAAAAUACAAGAUGCUGAGCGUAUAAAUUCUUCCUUUGAAGAAAAACAAAUAAUGGAGUGGUUUAUACAGAUUGUAAUGGCCGUCCAGUAUAUUCAUUCCAAGAAAGUUUUACAUCGAGAUUUAAAAACAGAGAAUGUUUUUCUAACCAAGAAAAAUGUUGUUAAAAUUGGAGAUUUUGGUAUAUCUAAGAGAUUAGAUAAUACUAUUGAUGUGGCUAAAACUGUUGUGGGUACACCGUCCUAUUUAAGUCCUGAACUCUGUCAAGAUAUACCUUAUAACUCGAAAUCAGAUAUCUGGGCAGUGGGCUGUGUAUUAUAUGAGUUAUGUGCCCUUCGUCGUCCAUUUGAUGCCAAUAGUUUACUUAGUUUAUUCUUUAAGAUAAUAAAAGCAGAAUUCGAGCCAAUACCAUCUAUGUAUAAUACAGAUCUACACAGUUUAGUUAAUAGUUUAUUACAGAAAUCACCAGAGGAACGGCCCAGUGCCAGUGCCAUACUAAACUUGCCAUUUAUAAAACAACACUUAGCUGGAUUUAUCGAAGAGAAAGAAACCCUCCUUCAACAGAAAGUUCUAAAAGAUAACUCUAGUAGUAAACAGUCUCCAGUCGUCCAGUCUUCUGCUAUUAAACUAGCCAAACACAGUGAUCAGAGUCCCAGUCCUAGAAUCAGACGAAAACAGAACUUCCUGUCACCAGGAGAUCUGCUGGUUACUUCUCAAAGUAUUAAAUGUGAUCCAAGUCCAAAUUCAGACCAGUUGAAGCCCGACAGAAGUCCGAAGAGAGAAGCUGGAGAGGAACUUGAUUAUUCUGAUGAUUUUGAUGAAUCGUCAGAUUCUGAAAUAGAAGAAGAUAUUGUAAAUAUAGAAGAUGAAGAUACAACAAUAGAACCAUCCGUUGAAUAUGCUGAUGAUUUCGAGGAGUAUGAUCCCAGCGAGGAUUUAGAUGAAAUUGUGAACCAAGCGAAAGAAGCCCAGGAUCUACAGCCUGUUGAUGAUUAUUUUGAAGAAAGUUUUAACACAAAAAUUGCUGCAUUUUCCCAGACGCAAAUAAUAAAAAGACAUUAUUUAGAUGCUAUUAAAAAGGAAGGAGAUAUGUCACAAGUACAGAAACUGGUUCAGGAUGGAACUUUACCUAAAAGUUUAUUUGGGUUAGAUUUACAGUGUACCAGUGAUAGAGGUGAACUGUGUUAUUUAACCAGCGAUGAUUUAACAGAUGUUUUAUAAUUUAAACAAAUUUACAGUGUAACUGCUGAUAUAUCCGGACCAAUCAUAUAUCCGUCCAUUCAGUUAGCUGUACCUCCAUUUCUCAAGUCAUCUAACUGGACAUUCAGUACCGUAAUUAAUUCAUCCAUCUGUCUGGCAGAACAGCCUGAUAGCUGUCGGCUAUGCCGCUAUUAUUAAUUAAUUCAUCUAUCUGUCUAACAGACUAGCCAGAUUGCUGGGGUAACUCCCCCCAUUUAUCAGUGCUUCAUCAUUGUAUUCAUAUCAACCAUUCACCUGUUCAUUAUUUCAUUAAAGAUACACUAUGUAAGAUUUAGAUAAAGAGCUGACAAUUCUUGUUAUAAUAGUUCAAAAAAAGAUAACGAAAAGUGAUUAUUCUGGGCAAAGUUAUGAGCAUUUGACUGUUUGAAAAGAUUUAGCGCAUUAUCAUAGCACCGGGACUAGCAUUUUUAUCGUUAAAAUUUUAAAUCUUGUGGAUAUUUUAAUCCAUUUAAAUCUCUGCCAUCCGAUGAUGUAGAGAGUUGAUUAUAGGCUUGUUAUGUAAAUAAACGUCUAAUGAAUACUUUAUAAUAGCAUUUGAAGCCAAAAGAAAGACGUGCAAUAGGCAGAUUUAGCUCUUACAUAAUGCAUCUUUAACUCAGUCACCCAUUACCUCCAGCUUUUAUUCAUUGACCAAGUCAUUUCUUUUAUAAUUUCAUUCCAUCAUUUAUUCAUCAACUCAUUCAUGCAUUCAUUCUCUCAUUAACUAUUGUUCAAUAAUUAUACAAUAAACUUUCUAAAGAAAUAAUAGAUAGUGAGAGUUAUCUCCCUUGUUUAUGAAACCUUGUUAACUCUCAUCAUUUUGCAAUUUGAUUAUAAAUGGAAAGGAUGAGUCAUAUUCAUUCUCAUUAAGUUUUGAUAAUAAUGUUUACAAGAAAUCACAAUUACCAACCAGGCUGCUGGUGGACGCAUGUCUUGUUGCCUGCCAACCUAUUUUUUUUUUGUUAUAAAUUUGUUAUUUUCUACCUAAACAUAUAAAGUGGGGAUCAACUGAUAUUUUUAAAAAAUAAACCACGAAAAUUGUAAAAGAAUAAAUGUAUCUUUAUUUUAAAAUUUGUUAAAUUGUUUUGUUGUUAAAGAUUACUCACAAUUUACACAAAUUGACCACUGGAUGUCCAUAAUAAAAUUGAUAUAGUGUGUUUUGGAUAUGGUUUGUUUUCAUGAAUUAAUAACAAUAUUAUUACUCUGUAAACAUUAAAACUGAGAUUAUUAACUAAUUAGCAUUAAUUGCUUUUUUUUUCAAUAGAGGUCUGUGAUACAUAACGUGUGAGCAUUAAUUAAUUUUAUACAGAUCCUUUCUAAUAAUUUGCUAAUAUGUGUUCCUAAUAGUUUAACAAUUUUCCUGGACGGUGCUCUUGGCCUAUUUUAGCUAACUACUACGCUGACAGUGGUGCCGGAUGGACAGGCCUGGAAAUAACGCUUUUUGAUGUACCUGACAAAAUGUCAGGCACUAAUGAAAUAGUACCUGACAUUUUGAACUUAGUGCCGGACAUGUAUUAAUAAUAUCAAUAGAAAAGACAAAUCAGUGCUGGACAAAAUGACAGCCAUCAAAGGUUUUGUGCCUGACAAAGCCUGAAUCUGUGCCUGACAUUGUCAGUGACAGGUGCCUUAUUUCCAGGCUUGAGGAUGGAGGGCCUGACAAGGACAGCUGUCUAGGUGUUUGGAUGGGACAGAAAACCGAGGUCCUGUGUAUACAUUGGUAUGCACAUAAAACAUCCCUUGGCAGUUGGAAUUCGAUAUAAGAGUCGGCCACAGUGCCGCUGUCCUGACAAAAUUUCUCUCAUAGCACACUGUAUAGCGUAUGCCCGUCUUCAUUAGCCCAGUUGGAGCAGAACAGUAGGACGUUAAAUCCCAUUUCAUUUCAUUUCCUGAAUUUCCUUCCAUUGGGCCUGCUAUAGAUUGUAUUGUAGUUUUUUUUAAUCAAAAUGAUAAUUAUAGGCUAGAUGUAUUAUUAUAGUGUUCAUGUUUUUUACAAUCUGAUUAAAAUACAGAUCUAUAUUUCGUUUUGUUUUUUAUAUUUCGAUGUCCUACAUGAAGAUCUGACCGGUUGUAGUAAAAGAUUGCGUCUGGGGUCAUAUGAGCACCUUUUGACCCUUUGACGUUUUUCAUACUUUCAAUGACCUCACAGCCCUCACUACAUGAAGAUCUGACCGGUUGUACUGGAAGGGGGGGGGUUGGAUGGCUGAAUGGUUAGCGUGCGUGCGCUGUAUCAUUAAGUCUGUCAUUGAGUCGACUGGCGUGGUUUCGAAUCCCCUGUUGUACGUGGCAAGGAGUAGGGUCGCCUGUCCAACCUCGUGGGUUUUCUCCGGGUCCUCCGGUUUCCUCCCACUGCUAAAGACCCCUACGCGCAAGCGAAUUAUUGAAAUAAAAUUAAACCAUAUGUUAGUCCCGAAAUGACCUGGUUUGUGUCGAGUGGACGUUAAACCCCAUUUCUCUCUCUGUACUGGAAGGUCUCGUCGUGUAGUAAAGACGAAACGAAAUUUUGAACUAUGAAAAACGAAAUGAAAUAGGAUAUGUGUUUUAACCAGAUCAUGUUUUUUAUUAUCUACAUUUUUUCUACUUGACAUUUUUAAAAUAAAGAAUGCAAUAAAAGUAGGUAUAUAGUGUUAUGCAUUAGUUGAUUAUAUAUUGAAUAAAUAAUUUUU